This is a messenger RNA of Penicillium riverlandense, 1191 nucleotides long. RefSeq names its product putative transcriptional regulator. Gene Ontology annotation, cellular component: nucleus. The record is from RefSeq and is a predicted model, not a curated record. Bases 1 to 1191 code for a protein of 396 amino acids. The transcript is spliced from 2 exons. NCBI's taxonomy places the organism in Eukaryota, Fungi, Ascomycota, Eurotiomycetes, Eurotiales, Aspergillaceae.
AUGCCACCCAAAUAUAGCAUCCAUUCAUCCUCCGAUUCCGAAGAGCAACCGUCCGUCCCGUCGGACGAUGCGCUGGAGAAGGCAUUGCGCGAAGCCGUGGCCACGGUCUUCAAGGCCGGGAACCUGGAGGAAUUGACCGUGAAACGAGUGCGACUCGCGGUGGAAAAGAAACUCGGUCUGGAAGAAGGCUUUUUCAAGAGCACGAACGAGUGGAAGGCGCGAAGUGAUCACAUCAUUAAGGACGAGGUGAACGUACAAGAUAAUCCGGCCAAGUCGCAAGAAGCUGCGCCGAUUGUCAAAUCCCCGUCGCCGCCGCUAAAGCCGGAGACGAAGGCCCCGAAACGAACCAAAUCCGCCAGCGCACCCAAGCCGAGAAAGCGCCAAAAGACUGAGACGCCCGUGUCUGAUGAAGAGGAGGCUGCUCUGCCCAGUGAGGAAGAUGACUUUGAGGAGAGCGAGGAAGAAGUCAAGAAGCCCAAAAAGAGGGCUCCCGUGAAAAAGGCUUCCAAAAAACAAACCACGGCCACUGAGGAAAGUGACUUUGAGGAGAGCGAGGAAGAAGUCAAAAAGCCCAAGAGGAAAUCUUCCGUGAAAAACACUCCCAAGAAACAAGCCCCCAAGAAGGAUGUGCCGGAAGAUUCAGACGUUGAGGUAUAUCCCGAUACUGCAAAGCCAGCCGCAGACGAGGGCGCCAAGGAUGACUCUGAAAGCGAGAUGUCUGUGGUCCUAGACGAAGAGCCCAAGCCUCCGCGGAAACGAAAGAAGAGCACCGAGGCCACAGCAAAAAGUUCGAAAAAGGAAGGGAAAAAGGCUGCACCCAAAGCAAAGGACGAAGAUCUCGAUCCCGAUCAGGCCGAGAUCAAGCGACUACAGGGGUGGCUCGUCAAGUGCGGGAUUCGCAAGAUGUGGUGGAGAGAACUAGCCCCGUACGAGACUCCCAAGGCAAAAAUCAGGCAUCUCAAGGACAUGCUGGAGGACGCUGGCAUGAAGGGCCGGUAUUCCUUGGAAAAGGCGAGUCAGAUCCGGGAGGAGCGGGAACUGAAGGCGGAUUUGGAGGAGGUCCAGCAGGGCGCGAAACAAUGGGGGAUGGGUUCGGGCGAGGAAAGCGAUGCAAAGCCUCGACGCAGGCAGGCUCCUCGUAGCCAUCAGGCGCUUGCGUUUCUGGAUGACGAGAGCGAAGAAUCGGAUUGA